Wallemia ichthyophaga EXF-994 is the source of this 369-nucleotide messenger RNA. RefSeq lists its product as uncharacterized. Lineage: Eukaryota; Fungi; Basidiomycota; Wallemiomycetes; Wallemiales; Wallemiaceae. The record is from RefSeq and is a predicted model, not a curated record. The transcript has a single exon. Bases 1 to 369 code for a protein of 122 amino acids.
AUGGCACCAGCACUAGACCACCCUUCCACACCCACCAGCAAACGUCAGCUAGCUAUUCCAGCCACAGGGAAUAAUGAAAGAGAAGGAACAGCCAACUCUCCAUUUAAUGAUCUACCCGCGGAUAUUGAUUUGAGCAUCCUUCAAGAUCCUCCGCCACAACCACUCACUCCAGACACAGACUAUUGUCAAGCGCUGCUCAGCAAGGGCCCGCCACUCGGUCGUCAGUUUAUCGAUUGCUUGCAAGACGCUUCCACUCCCCAAGUCACCGCGUCAGCCGUGAUGGGUGUCAUUUCCAUCAUCUUGAGCUUGUGUGUCGUCGUACGCAUCGUGCGCAAGUCCAUCAAGAUACAGCUGCGCGUUAUACGCUGA